AUGGAGGAAACAGACAUCAGGAUAGCAGAGGUCAAACGAGAUGCUUACGAGUUCAGGCGAGACAUCGUCGUUGGUGCGGAGAACCCUCGCACUGGGAAGACCGUCGCAGAGAAGGUCCUCAAAUACAUGGAAGACAAGUUGACACAGAAGGAUAUGCAAAUCAACAAGCUUCUCAUGAAGAACCAGGCAUACAAAGUGGCGAUCAAGAAGGCUGAGCAGCAGCUGAAGUCCAAAGCGGAAACAGGUGACGACUUGCAAUACAUAGACUUCCAUCAGCUGCAAAUAGAAAACUCCCAGUUCGUCAAGCGCAUUGAGGAGGCAAAUCAGGAGCUUAUUGAGCUGAAGCGUCGUGCCGGGAGGACUGUGAAGAUCCUAAACAAUAUGAAGAAGCGGCUCAGCAGCCUCACCGCCGAGGCCAAGUUCCUGCAAGAUGAGAUCAAAGACAGGAGGUCGAUGCUGGCAAAGACAGAGAAGGACAUCUGCAAGGUGGUCGAGGAGAAGGAAGCAGCGAGAAAGGAGCAUAAGAAGCUUCGUGCGCAGUCUCGGCAGUCGCCAGAGAUGCCUCAAGUGGUAGAUUACGUCAGUCAGAAGGCAGAGGCAUACGAGCUGGAGGCGCAGAAGCGCAACUGGGAAAGGAAAGUGGAGCUGGCGGAGACGGCGGCCAAACGAAUUCGUCAAGCUGUAAAGAACGGAACACAGCUGUCGGGCUCCCAAUUCAUGGAAAUGGUCCGACGACCUACGAGUCUUGGCCUUGCUGCGGCUCAGGCCUGCUGGCCGAAACUGACUGCAGAAGUUCUACGGCUCUGGUCUUGGUCAACUCGGCUGAAGACCAGAGCCCUUGCACCUAGGUCUCACCUGCUGCUACACAUGCUCCGAAUCCUAAAGGUUCUGCUACAAUCUGCUACACAGCUUGAAGAUGCAAGAUGCAAAUACUAG
This is a messenger RNA of Symbiodinium sp. CCMP2592, 936 nucleotides long. The record is from the annotation of a GenBank genome assembly. Lineage: Eukaryota; Dinophyceae; Suessiales; Symbiodiniaceae.